Molecule: messenger RNA, 1737 nt
Organism: Hevea brasiliensis (rubber tree)
Lineage: Eukaryota; Viridiplantae; Streptophyta; Magnoliopsida; Malpighiales; Euphorbiaceae
Product: probable LRR receptor-like serine/threonine-protein kinase At3g47570
Exons: 3
Coding region: 1-1737 (578 amino acids)
Biological process (GO): protein phosphorylation
Molecular function (GO): ATP binding; protein binding; protein kinase activity
Source: RefSeq, a predicted model, not a curated record
AUGUUCUCAGGAGAAAUUCCGGAUAUAUUUGGCAAUUUUACGCAACUCGCUUCUCUAAGGAUAGGAGGAAACCAGUUUUUUGGUAGAAUACCCACUAGCAUCAGAUCUUGCCAGCAAUUGAAUACACUAGAUCUAGCUGCGAAUAUGCUCAAUGCAAGCAUACCAAAGGAGAUUUAUGGGCUUUCCACAUUAGUCAGGUUGAAUUUGCGACAAAAUGCUUUAUCCGGUCCUUUACCUGCAGAAGUUGGUAACUUGAUACAUAUGCAAUUCAUGGAUGUUUCUGACAACCAGUUGUCAGGAAACAUUGCCUCAACAAUUGGUAGCUGUUCAAGCUUGCAACGUCUCUUCAUGGCUGGAAACAAUUUCACAGGUUCCAUCCCAAGCACAAUCGGACAAUUAGCAUAUCUCAAGGCCUUGGAUCUCUCUUCAAAUAGACUCACUGGUACAAUCCCUGAAGAGCUAGGACAACUUCAGUAUUUAGUCCAGCUUAACCUGUCCUUCAAUCAUUUGGAAGGUGCAGUUCCAAUGACCGGUGUCUUCAUGAACAUCAGCCAGGAUAAUCUCAAAGGAAACGACAGGCUUUGCCAUGAUAAUCAAACAACAGCAGAAAAAUUGGGACUCCCUCAAUGCAUUGCGAAGAGAAGAACCAGGCAUCUUCUGUUGAAGGUCAUACUUCCUGUUGCUAUUGUCGCUUGCUUAAUGAUUAUGUUUUUGUGCUUUGCAUGCAAAGUUAUAUACUGGAAAAAGCAAAAGACGAAGAGAGGCAAAGGAAGGUUGUCCUCUCCUUCAAAGGGGUUGCCUCCAAAGAUAUCUUACUCUGAUAUCCGGCUAGCGACAGACAACUUUUCAAUGGAAAAUUUGAUAGGGAAGGGUGGAUUUGGUUCCGUUUACAAAGGCGUCAUCAGAAAUGUUGAAGAUGGAUCCUGCACUGAGAAACCAUCGUUGCUCAUUGACCAUAAUGGAGAAGAAUUCAAAGCUUUGGUUAUGGAGUUCAUGUCCCAUGGUAACUUAGAUAAGUGGUUGUAUCAAGAAGAUGAUGAAGAAUCUGGUUUAUACCUAACGUUAUCGCAAAGACUGAAUAUUGCAGUAGAUGUGGCUUCUGCCAUUGAUUACUUGCACCAUGACUGUGAUCCGCCAGUAGUUCAUUGUGAUCUGAAACCUGGAAAUGUGCUAUUAGACGAUGAUAUGGUGGCUCAUGUUGGUGAUUUUGGAUUGGCAAGGUUGCUUCCUCAAAAUCCAUCAGGGAAUGACAGUAGCACAAUAGGACUCAAGGGCUCAAUUGGUUACAUAGCUCCAGAGUACGGUCUGGGUGGCAAACCUUCAACCUCCGGGGAUGUCUACAGUUUUGGGAUCCUGCUACUCGAGAUGUUUAUAGCAAAGAAGCCCACUAACGAAAUGUUCAAAGAAGGUUUAAGCUUGAAUAAUUUUGCGACGGCAGUAAAUGAGAAUCAUGUCAUGGAGAUUGCCGAUCCAAGGCUUUUCAAGAACAAUUGGGACAAUUCAUUGCAAAGAACAGACAUUGGUUAUUCUAAUGAUGGCUCCAGCGGAAAUAGCAAUACAAGUAGUGGCAGUACUAUUUAUUCGCUAGACAAAAGCCGAGAGUUGGUAGCUGCUGCUAUAAGAGUUGGUUUGUCAUGUGCAGCUUCUUCGGCGAGAGAUCGUUUAUCCAUGAGAGAAGCCUUAGCGAUGCUGGAAAAGAUCAAGAAAGCAAUGCCCCAGACUAAUAAAUUGUAUUAA